AUGCUUUCAUUUACCUUCCUUCUGUGCCUUAUCGCAACAACGUCUGCCUCGUGGUUCCAUAAAGCAACUAGUGAUGCAGAAAUACUGGAAAUCACCAAUGCUCAUAUAAAAGCUAUCCAAGUUGCGACACGGUCAAUGAAUGAAACGGCGACUCGGCAACUUUUUACUCUGGACUAUAACAAUCCAAAAAUCAAUAUCAACACUGUGAUGCUGGUAUGGGGCAGCUAUGACAGUAUCGUACCACUUUACGCGGAAUUCUUCAACGGACGUAACCCACCGUACUCCCAAUUUAUUGACACUAAGAUUUUGAUGAAGAAACCCGAACGAACAAUGGAUUUGUAUGUGACUUUGAGAAAAAGUAGCGAAAGUUCCACCGGAUGGACUGCGUUUAAUUUCACAUAAUUUUUAUUUUUUUGAAUAAUUAUUUUUCGGGGAACUUGGUUUUGAAUAAAUUUUUAA
This is a messenger RNA of Caenorhabditis elegans, 459 nucleotides long. It is a transcript of the gene F30H5.5, whose product is annotated as Salivary lipocalin. The record is from RefSeq and is marked reviewed. NCBI's taxonomy places the organism in Eukaryota, Metazoa, Nematoda, Chromadorea, Rhabditida, Rhabditidae. The transcript is spliced from 2 exons. Bases 1 to 402 code for a protein of 133 amino acids.